Messenger RNA from Dermacentor andersoni, 1455 nucleotides. The record is from RefSeq and is a predicted model, not a curated record. NCBI's taxonomy places the organism in Eukaryota, Metazoa, Arthropoda, Arachnida, Ixodida, Ixodidae.
AUGAACCUGCUCAAGGACAUGCCCAAGGACUCUGGCCACUACAUUGCUUCUGGAAUCAGCAAAGUGCUCGCCGUCCUCCGCAAUCCUAUGGAUCCAGCUGUCGUCAUGUACGAGGGCUUCAACGGAUUCGCGGAGCUCACAAGCCAAGAGGGCAUCUUUCAUUUCUGGAUCGGGAUGCAGCCGUUUGUUGUGCUACACGCCGCCCACACUAUAGAGAGUCCUCGAAUACGAAGAAACGCACUUGCAAGGAAAUGUGUAUUUACUAUUUUCGUUUAUUGUUUUCGUCUCUUUUUCAUAAAGCCCCUAUUGACGAGCACCGUGAACAUCUCCAAGACCGGGCAUUACCAAUUUCUCGGCCCGGUACUCGGCGAAGGAUUGUUGACCAGCACAGGGAACAAGUGGCGGUCACGAAGGAAGCUUUUGACACCGGCAUUCCAUUUUCGCGUCCUCGACAGUUGCGUAGGCAUAUUCAACGAGCAGACCCGGGUACUGGUGCAGAAGAUCAGGGACUCGUCGCACUUGGACUUCGUCGACCUGUUUCCCAUGAUGACACACUUUACCCUCGACGUGCUGUGCGAGUCAUCCAUGGGAAUACAGCUGGCUUUGCGAAAUAUGCUUUCCUGGAUUUCUUUGUUUGAUCAAUAUCUCUUCCUUUAUCUUUCUGCAACAAAGGUUAUUAGAAAACGAAAAGAGAUACUCAGACAAGAAAAAAACGGGGACAAGAAAGACCAGACUUCCAAAUUUUCGAAAGCGUUCCUAGAUGUUCUUCUAAGGCAUCACUUGCAAGACUCUACCCUUUCCGAAGACGACAUUAUGGAAGAAGUGAACACGUUCUUGUUCGCGGGCCAUGAAACGACAGCCGUCGGACUGACAUAUCUGCUGUACAUUUUAGGACUCCACCAAGACGUCCAAGAUAAGGUUGUCGACGAAAUCAAUUCGAUAUUUCAAGGAAACUUGGAAUGUGACGUGACAAGAGAAGACGCUUCACUUAUGAAAUACCUCGAAUGCGUUAUCAAGGAGUCUCAAAGAAUAUUCACCAUACUUCCAAUCUACGGCCGGAAAAUAGAAGAGGACUUCCAAGUGGGAAAGUAUGUUGUACCAAGGGGAAGCACAUGCGUCAUUCUUGGCCAAAUAUUGCACAAGGACCCGAGGUACUUUCCAGAUCCGAACGUAUUUGACCCAGAUAGGUUCCUGCCGGAGAACUCCAAGGGCAGGCAUCCGUACGCCUUUCUGCCUUUCUCCGCCGGUCCAAGAAAUUGUGUUGGACAGAAGUUUGCCAUGACAGAAGAGAAAGUCGUAGUGGCGACAGUGCUCAGACACUUCUGCAUUACCUCGCUCGACCACCGGGACCAGCUCAUACUUGCUCCACAGCCAAUUCUUCACCCACGAUCGGUGUUCGGAGGCAUCAGGGUCAAGUUCACACCGAGGCGAACACUCCAACUUCACAAUGCUUGA